UGUUGCUGUUGAAGUUGGAUUCACGGAAUUUUCUGUCUUUUUCUCCUCCUCCUCCUCCUUAUAAAGGUUCAGAGUGUGUCCUCCUCCACGUUCAGACUUUUACUCCGACGCCCAUAUGCUGCCGCAUUAUUACAGAAUUGAGGUCCUCACCGUCGCCGGAGUUUUGUUUCCGGUCAAAAUCCUCUGAAAUCAGUGUAUACUGAGACCCACCUCUCUUCAUCGCCGGGGUCCUCUGGAUCUUCCAAUCACUUGCACUCAACAAUCAACAUGGCUUAUGUUUCGAGCAACAAAGAGGGAGACUCUUAUGAUGUGAGCAAUGGUGAUGCUCAGAAAACCGUUUUCGAUUUGGGUGCAUUUGUUGGGGACUUGACCGUUGAGGAGGAUGCAAGCAGUGAUGAUAUAUCGUUAGAAGGACUGCAGCAAGAAUUGGAAGAAUGUAAACACGAUGAUGUAGUUGCGAACAUAUUGUCUAAAGGCACGAAACUUCGGGAGCAUACAAAGGGGGUUGAGAACAAUAUACGACAAGUUGAAUUGGACUCCAUCCAGGACUAUAUUAAAGAAAGUGAUAAUCUGGUAUCUCUUCAUGAUCAAAUUCGUGAUUGUGACAGCAUCUUGUCACAGAUGGAAACUCUUCUGAGUGGAUUUCAGUCAGAGAUUGGUUCAAUAAGUUCAGACAUCAAAAUUCUCCAGGAGAAGUCUAUGGACAUGGGUUUGAAGCUGAAGAAUCGCAAGGUGGCAGAAUCAAAAUUGGCAAAGUUUGUUGAAGAUAUUAUAGUCCCUCCAAGAAUGGUAGACAUAAUUGUUGAAGGCGAGGUGAAUGAUGAAUAUAUGAAAACUUUAGAGAUUCUAAGUAAGAAGCUCAAGUUUGUAGAAGCAGAUCUUAUGGUUAAAACUUCAAAAGCCCUAAAAGAUGUUCAGCCUGAGCUUGAAAAACUCCGACAGAAAGCAGUUUCCAAGGUGUUUGACUUCAUUGUUCAGAAGCUUUAUGCAUUGAGAAAACCUAAAACAAAUAUCCAGAUCCUUCAGCAGAAUGUUCUUUUGAAGUACAAGUAUGUUGUUUCCUUCCUGAAGGAACAUGGCAAGGAUGUAUAUAUUGAGGUUCGCGGAGCAUACAUUGACACAAUGAACAAGGUUCUCAGUGCACAUUUCCGCGCUUACAUUCAAGCACUUGAGAAACUGCAGUUAGAUAUAGCAACAUCUAGUGAUUUAAUUGGUGUUGAGACUAGAAACACUAGUCUCUUUUUAAGAGGAAGGGAACCACUGAAGAACCGGUCUGCUGUCUUUGCCCUUGGGGAGAGGAGAAAAAUUUUAAAGGAAAUUGAGGAACCUGCAUUGAUUCCACAUAUAGCUGAAGCCAGCAACAUCAAGUAUCCAUACGAGGUCCUCUUCAGGAGCUUGCACAAGCUACUUAUGGAUACUGCUACUUCCGAGUAUCAUUUCUGCGAUGAUUUCUUUGGUGAAGAAUCCAUAUUUUAUGAAAUUUUUGCAGGCCCAUUUUCUGUAAUUGACGAGCACUUCAAUUCAAUACUUCCAAAUUGUUACGAUGCUAUUGGGGUAAUGCUUAUGAUUCGCAUAAUACACCAGCACCAGCUCAUUAUGUCUAGGCGGCGUAUUCCAUGCUUGGACUCAUACCUUGAUAAGGUCAAUAUUGCCCUAUGGCCUCGCUUUAAGAUGGUGUUUGACCUGCAUCUAAACAGUCUGCGGAAUGCAAAUGUGAAGACAUUGUGGGAAGAUGAUGUUCAUCCUCACUAUGUCAUGAGGCGUUAUGCUGAAUUUACAGCUUCACUUAUCCACCUCAAUGUGGAAUAUGGAGAUGGGCAGCUUGAAUUAAAUUUGGAGCGACUGAGAAUGGCUAUUGAUGACUUGCUUAUCAAGCUUGCUAAAUCAUUUCCAAAACCAAAACUACAAACCGUGUUUCUGAUAAACAAUUAUGAUAUGACGAUUGCUGUGUUGAAGGAAGCUGAUCCAGAAGGUGGUAAAAUUCAAAUGCACUUUGAGGAACUUCUGAAAAGCAACACGGCAUUAUUUGUGGAGGAACUACUACUAGAGCAUUUUGGUGAUUUAAUCAAGUUUGUUAAAACCCGAGCUUCGGAGGAUCCAAGCGCUAGUUCUGAGAAGCCUAUAACUGUUGCGGAGGUUGAGCCCCUCGUGAAGGACUUUGCAAGUAGAUGGAAAGCUGCAAUCGAACUGAUGCACAAAGACGUCAUAACUUCUUUCAGCAACUUCUUGUGUGGUAUGGAGAUCUUGAGGGCGGCAUUGACUCAGCUGUUGCUCUAUUACACUAGGCUCUCGGAUUGCAUAAAGAGGGUUGUUGGUGGGUCUGCUCUCAACAAGGAUCUAGUGUCCAUACCGUCAAUCAUGUACGAAAUUAGAAAAUACUCGAGGACUUUCUAGGUUGUUUCGGUUCAUAUGGGUUUCCUGCGUUUGGACUUUUGAGCAUAAUGUAACACUUGCAGUCAUCAAAACUUGCCGAAGAAAGACAGUUACAGUGUACUUUUCGCCAAUAAGCUUCUUCGUGAUUGCUUUUGAA
Molecule: messenger RNA, 2530 nt
Organism: Pyrus x bretschneideri (Chinese white pear)
Lineage: Eukaryota; Viridiplantae; Streptophyta; Magnoliopsida; Rosales; Rosaceae
Product: vacuolar protein sorting-associated protein 52 A
Exons: 21
Coding region: 268-2394 (708 amino acids)
Biological process (GO): Golgi to vacuole transport; endocytic recycling; retrograde transport, endosome to Golgi
Cellular component (GO): GARP complex
Molecular function (GO): syntaxin binding
Source: RefSeq, a predicted model, not a curated record